This is a messenger RNA of Ochotona curzoniae (black-lipped pika), 2499 nucleotides long. It is a transcript of the gene CDH17, whose product is annotated as cadherin 17. The coding region runs from base 1 to 2499 and encodes 832 amino acids. The transcript has 17 exons. The record is from RefSeq and is a predicted model, not a curated record. Gene Ontology annotation, molecular function: cadherin binding; calcium ion binding. NCBI's taxonomy places the organism in Eukaryota, Metazoa, Chordata, Mammalia, Lagomorpha, Ochotonidae. Gene Ontology annotation, cellular component: catenin complex; adherens junction; plasma membrane. Gene Ontology annotation, biological process: cell morphogenesis; multicellular organism development; homophilic cell-cell adhesion.
AUGAUGACUAAAGCUCAUCUUUACUCACUGUGUCUUCUUAUACUUUAUUUGGCAGGUGGAUAUGGCCAAGAAGUCAAGUUCAGUGGACCCCUGAAAGCCAUGACAUUUUCUAUUUAUGAAGGUCAAGAGCCAAAUCAAAUCAUAUUCCAGUUUAAGGCCAAUCCUCCUGCUGUGACAUUUGAGCUAUCUGGCGAGACAGAUGACAUAUUUCAGAUACAACCAGAUGGACUUCUGUAUUGUGUCCGAGCCCUGGACAGGGAAACGAGGGCUGUCCACCAUCUUCAGGUUGUAGCCCUGGACAGUCAUGGAACUGCAGUGGAGGGCCCAGUCCCCAUCACUAUAGAAGUGAAGGACAUCAACGACAACCGACCCAUGUUUCUCCAAUCCAAGUACGAAGGCUCAGUGAGGGAGAACUCACGCCCAGGAAGGCCCUUCAUGUAUGUCAAUGCCACAGACUUGGAUGAUCCUGCCACUCCCAAUGGCCAGCUUUUCUAUCAGAUUGCCAUUCAGCUUCCCAAAGUUAAUGAUGUCAUGUACUUUCAGAUCAACAACAAAACAGGGGCAAUAUCGCUUACCCUGCAAGGGUCUCAGCAAUUGGAUCCCACUAAGAAUCCAUCCUACAAUCUGGUGGUGUCUGUGAAGGACAUGGGAGGCCAGAGUGAUAAUUCUUUUAGUGAUACCACAUCUGUGGAUAUUCUGAUAAAGGAGAACAUUUGGAAAGCACCAGAGCCUGUUACUGUUAUAGAAAACUCAACGGAUCCUCACCCUUUCAAAAUCACUCAGGUGCAGUGGAAUGAUCCAGGCGCACAGUAUGCCCUAGUUGAAAAAGAAAAGCUGCCAAGGUUUCCAUUUUCAAUUGACCAGGAAGGAAAUAUUUAUGUGACUCAGCCCCUGGACCAAGAAGAAAAGGAGGCAUAUGUUUUUUAUGCAGUUGCAAAGGAUGAUGAUGGAAAUCCGCUCGCCUUCCCACUGGAAGUGCAUGUGACUGUUGAAGACAUCAAUGAUAAUCCACCCACAUGUCCAUCUGCAGUGACUGUAUUUGAGGUCCAAGAGAAUGAAAGAUUGGGCAGCAAUAUUGGGAUCUUUACUGCACAUGACUUGGAUAAGGAAAACACUCCCAACAGUUUGUUAACAUACCAGAUUGUGGAGCAAGUUCCCCAAAUUCCUGUAGAUGGGCUCUUCCUGGUUGAAAAAUUCGAGGGGAAGUUCCAGUUAGGAAAACAGUCCUUGAAGAAACAAGAUGCUGCUCAGUACAAUGUAACAGUAGAAGUGUCUGACAAAGAUUUCAAGACCCUCUGUCUUGUGCAAAUCAACGUUAUUGAUAUCAAUGAUCAGAUUCCCAUCUUUGAAAAGUCAGAUUAUGGCAACCUGACUCUUGCUGAAGACAAAGAUGUGGGGUCCACCAUCUUAAUCAUCCGAGCCACUGAUGCAGAUGAGCCAUUUACUGGGAGUUCUAAAAUCCUCUAUCGGAUUAUAGAGGGAGACAGUGAGGGUCGGCUGGAGGUUGACACGGAUCCCCAAACCAAUGUGGGCUAUGUCAAGAUCAAAAAGCCUCUUGAUUUUGAAACAGCACCCAUCUCCCACAUUGUGUUCCAAGCAGAAAACCCGGAGCCACUGGUGUCUGGUGUAACUUAUAAUGCCAGCUCCCAGGCUGGAUUCUGGCUCAUUGUGACGGAUGUGAAUGAAGCACCUGUGUUUUCCCAGCCUAUUUUCCAAGCCACAGUCAGUGAAGAUGUACCUGUAGGCACCAAAGUGGGCAAUGUGACUGCCAAGGAUCCCGAAGGCCUGGAUGUGAGUUAUUCACUGAGAGGCGACAAGAGAAGUUGGCUUAGGAUUGAUUCUACUACUGGUGACAUCUUUUCUAAGGCGCCACUGGACAGGGAAACUGAGAGUGUGUAUCGAGUACAAGUGGUGGCCACAGAGAAAGGCAGGUCCUCCUUGAGUUCCACGUCAGAUUUCCACCUGAUUCUUCAGGAUGUGAAUGACAACCCGCCACGGCUCGCCAAAGAGUAUACAGGCUUGUUCUUCUGCCACCCCCUCACUGCCCCCGGAAGUCAUGUUUUUGAGGCAACUGAUGAUGAUCAGAAGUCAUUCCGGGGUCACCACUUCACAUUUUCCCUUGGCAGUGAAAGCCUGAAAAAGGACUGGGAUGUUUCCAAAAUCAAUGGUUCUCAUGCCAGACUUUCCACGAAGCACACAAACUUUGAGGAGAAGGUUUAUGACGUCUCGAUCCGCAUCAAUGAUGAGGGCCGACCACCCAUGGAAGGGACUGUCUCUUUACCAGUUACUUUCUGUUCAUGCGUGGAAGGAAGGUGUUUCCGUCCAGCCGGUAGACAGUCAGGGAUACCCACGUUGGGCAUGGCAGUCGUUGUACUCCUGACCACCUUUCUGAUCAUUGGGAUCAUUUUAGCAGUUGUGUUUAUCCGUAUAAAGAAGAAUAAGAACAAAAAUAAUGUUGAAGAUACUCAGGCACCUGAAGCCACACCUUUGAGGAGCUGA